Physella acuta is the source of this 517-nucleotide messenger RNA. RefSeq lists its product as uncharacterized. Gene Ontology annotation, cellular component: intracellular membrane-bounded organelle; membrane. Lineage: Eukaryota; Metazoa; Mollusca; Gastropoda; Physidae. The record is from RefSeq and is a predicted model, not a curated record. Gene Ontology annotation, molecular function: heme binding.
CACGGCGCCACUGACUCCAGUCAUCAAACGCUAGAUGACGUCACGCCAUCCCUGCGCCCUGCCAGUAGCCCGGACCAAGAAAACAUCGUCCCCAGCUACAGCAGACUCGAAGUGGCAGACCACUGCUGCAGCGAGUCCUGCUGGAUCAUCGUCAACAACAAGGUUUAUGACGUCACGCGAUUUCUUAGAAUUCACCCUGGUGGUGAUGAUAUAAUUUUAGAAUAUGCCGGGCAUGACGCCACCACCUCCUUCAUAGAUAAAGGUCACAGCCUUGACGCUUACAGCAUGUUGUCUGAGUACUACGUUGGGGAAGUCACUAAGUCUGAUCAGAUCCUAGAGAAAAAAAACUGCACAUGAACACAUAACAACAUACCCACACAUCAACACUGUAAAAAAAAACCUGCCUGGUUUUUUGAAGGAAAACAGUUGUUGUUUUACUGGACCAGUUCAAUAAAGUCUACAGCCUGCGGAAUACAACUGACUUCUGGAUCAUGAUGAAAGACAAUUGAGAUUUCUA